Messenger RNA from Rodentolepis nana, 924 nucleotides. Lineage: Eukaryota; Metazoa; Platyhelminthes; Cestoda; Cyclophyllidea; Hymenolepididae. The record is from the annotation of a GenBank genome assembly.
AUGAUCUGCUAUUGCAUUUUUGAAGUAUUCAGUGACCUUGAAUGCCUCUCAAUCAUAAUCGCCUGUCUCUCGCAUGAUUUGGAUCAUCGCGGCACAAAUAACCAGUUCCAAAUUCAAACAAUGUCUCCCCUCGUCAAUCUCUAUUCAACUUCCGUUCUGGAGCAUCACCACUUUGAUCAGUGCAUUAUGCUUCUCAAUACAAAAGGGACGGACAUUCUCUGCAACCUAAGUCAUGAUGAGUACCGGAAAGCUGUGAAUAUCAUGGAAAAGGCUAUUCUGGCCACCGAUCUCUCUCGAUAUUUCGCUCGUCUACCUGAGUUCCGCAAAAUGCUGGACGAGCGUCUCACCGCUGUGGGCGAAGGUGAUCGUGAACUAUUGAUGUCCAUGAUGAUGACCGCAAGUGAUAUCUCCGCUAGUACAAAGCCGUGGCCAGUGCAAAAGAAGUCUGCAGAAAUGGUCUCAAACGAAUUCUUUGAACAAGGGGAUCUUGAACGGCAGAAGUUCAAUAUUAAACCAUGCGCUAUGAUGGAUCGAGAAAUGAGUCACAAAUUUCCGCAGAUGCAAAUAGAUUUCAUCGAAGGAGUCUGUACUCCUGUUUACCAGUUGAUCGCCCGUGUCUGUGACCGUUUGACGCCCUUACUUGAAGGUUGUCAGGCAAAUAAGGAAUGUUGGAAUAGUUUAGCUAAUGGGGAGCAAAUUAAAGAGGAAUCUAUGCGAUUACCGACCGAUGAGGAUGGCGCAGAUGCAGGCUAUCGCGAGCAUUUGAUGGGUCUCCUUUAUACACUCUCGAGUGAUCCUAAUCGGGCAUCUCCCGCGUCGCAGACCUUAGAGGCCUCAAACAAGACGGCUGCUCUGUCGAAUACUGCUGGGAAUGGUGAUGAGACUAUUUCGUCUACAACAGUAGGCGGAGGACGAAGUGGCUAA